UUCAGCCUCACAGAGCCCUCGCCGCUCAGUGGGGUGAUCCCAGAAUCACCCUGGCACCCAGACCCGGCCGCCCCGGCCGUCCCAGUCUCUGACCCAUCACUCCACGGGCACUGACUCUCCUGUUCUGCAGCCCGCCAGGAUGGCAGGAGCUCCCCGUUCCUUCCUUCUUUUCCUCCUGCUGGUUUCCCAGCCCAGGGACACAAGUCCUGCUAUCUCACGCUGUUCCCCCAAAUUGAUGAAAGGAAUUCUGGGAGAAUCAGUCGUCCUCCCGCUUAAUUCCAAGGAGAUGUUCAAGAACAUCAGGUGGUCCGCACCCAGCCCUCGCCAGGACGAAGCCUCAGGCAGAACGGUGCCUCUUGCUGUCGUCACACCGGGGGCGCCCGGAGCCCUGCCCCGUCUUGAUGUGGAGGACGAGCGAUACAGAGGGCGACUGAGACUCUACGGCCAGACCUAUUCACUGGAGAUCAGCAACCUGACGAUGGCAGAUGAGGGCAAAUAUGAAGUAGUGCAAACUCUAAUUGCAAACAAUCAAUACAACUGUGACUAUCCCCUGUACAUCUACAAGCGACUGUCGGAGCCGGAGAUCAGGGUCCACCCUGUGAUGGUUGGGAACGGCACCUGCAAUGUGACCUUCACCUGCAGCGCCGGGGAGAGGCCCAGGCACCUCAUCUACACCUGGACACGCCCAGCAGGAGGCGCCGUUCUCUCCACUGAGGUAUCCCUGCUGGUCCAGCACAGACUGGGGGAUGAGGACUCGCCCGUCACCUGCACGACCACAAACCUCGUCAGCAACAGCUCGGCCAGUGCCUCCCCCAAGGCGGCCUGUGAAGGUCCCGCCCUGCCCCAGACCCCAGCGCUGUCCUACUGCCGCGCCAAGGGGAUCCUUGUGCUGGGGGUGCUGGGAACCCUGCUGGCUGGGAUCCUCACGGUGCACAUCCUCGCCGCAAGGGAGCAGAGACGGCCCUGAGAGGAGAGGAGCUUCCACUGGGGCUGUCAAUCCCCCCCACCCCGCUGAAGUUUCCCACAUGGGCUGGCUAAUGAACGAGAAUGCUCCAUCGCCAACUGCAAAAGCCUCCAUUUCCCUCCCCCUCAGGGAACAAGAGCAGCAGCGACUCUAUUGCACUAGACUUGGCCAAACGUGUAGCAAUCCCUGAUCCUCCGCCCGGCUGUUCUGGGGCACAGGGCGGGGGGGUGUCUCCAGGAUCGGAGUCUCUCUCUGGCCCAGUGACCAUGGAGUUAUGUAUAGAAAGUGGAACAGCUGUGAUAGGAGUGACUGAGACACACCCUCCCAAACAGCCUGGUGCACAGGGCCUUCCGCGGGGACAUGGGAGAUCUGGGUUCAAGUCCUGCUCUGAAUCAGGCAGCACAGGGAUUUGACCCCACGUCUUCCACAUCCCAGCUGAAUGCCCUGACCUCUAGGCGAUGGGGACUAGGGACUCGUGCUCUCACUCUGGUUUUAUCUGAGAAAUGGCGAGCUGGCUCAGGUCCCCAUCUCCAGGCGAGGGUUCAUGGCUGAGGGUCCCAGCUGGAGAGAGGCACCUAGUGCCAGCCGUCCCUGCGGGGUGGAAGGCCAAGAUCAGUAGGAACUGUGAAUCUGGGCCCUAAAACCGCUCCCCUUUCCUCUGCAUUUCACUCCUGAUCUGCUCUGAAAAGCCCUUCCCUGGGCGCCUAGCUCUGCCCAUGCGUAGGGCUGCCAAAUUUCUAUUCCCAGAAAAUCAAACACCCUUGCCCCUCCUCUUUCCUGAGGCCUCGCCCACACUCACUCCAUCCCCCCUCCCUCCGUCACUAGCUCUCCCCCACCCUCGUUCACCUGCUCAUUUUCACCGGGCUUGGACAGGGACAGGGAGUUGAGGUGUGAGAGGGGGUGAUGUAGAACUGAUGAAUGAAAUUGUUUUUAAUUGUUCACUUUCUUAAUGUAACUUCAUAA
Trachemys scripta elegans is the source of this 1927-nucleotide messenger RNA. Its product is annotated as SLAM family member 9-like. Bases 140 to 967 code for a protein of 275 amino acids. The transcript has 4 exons. Gene Ontology annotation, biological process: T cell activation. Gene Ontology annotation, cellular component: external side of plasma membrane. The record is from RefSeq and is a predicted model, not a curated record. Lineage: Eukaryota; Metazoa; Chordata; Testudines; Emydidae.